AUGGAGGAUCUCACACCUGAGCAAUGGCGAGAGAUCAUGAACAAGAAGAUGCGCUUCCCCCCGGAGCUGCUCAGUGCGAUCCAGGAGGGGAAGAUCGAGCUGCUGUGUGGACUUCUGAAGACCGGAGACGGGAUCAUCCGACAGCUGGAUGAGUCUGAAGACCGACUGUGGAGAGAAGCUCUGAACCUGUCCAUCCGCCUGGGGAACGAGGACGCUAUGGACGCUCUCCUGCAGGGGGUCAAGUUUGAUUUCAGGCAAAUCCAUGAGGCCCUGCUUGUGGCUGUGGACACCAACCAGCCCAGGGUGGUGAAGCGCCUCUUGGACCGUCUGGACCAGGAGAAGGGGAACAAGAUGGAUGUGCGCUCAUUCUCUCAAGCCAUCUUUGACCGCUCUAUUGACAACUCACAGUUCGCCCCAGGAGUGACCCCCUUGACCUUAGCCUGUCAGAAGGACCUGUAUGACAUAGUGACGAUGCUGACACAGAAGGGUCAUGGGAUCCCCUGGCCUCACAAGAUUUCCUGCUCUUGUCUGGAGUGUCGAAACGGACGCCAGUAUGACCUGCUCAAGUUUUCCCUGUCCCGGAUCAACACCUACCGUGGGAUUGCCAGCCGUGCGUACCUGUCCAUCACCUCAGACGACGCCAUGCUGAGUGCCUUCCGCCUGAGCAAGGAACUGCGCAUGCUCUCCCAGAAAGAGCCAGAGUUUAAGCCUCAGUACCUCAGCCUGGAGGAGCUCUGCCAGGAGUUUGCUGUUGAGUUACUGGGAAUGUGUCGAAACCAGAGUGAGGUGACCACCAUCCUGAACAGCUGCGGAGAUGAGAGUCAGGAUGCUCUGGACGAACAAGCUUUUGAAGAGGGAAUACCCAACCUGUCCCGCCUCCGACUGGCUGUCAACUACAAUCAGAAACAGUUCGUGGCACAUCCUAUCUGCCAACAGGUGCUGUCCUCGAUCUGGUGUGGGCAUCUGGCGGGCUGGAGAGGCAGCAGGACGGUCUGGAAACUGCUUGUGUCUGUGGGCAUCUUCCUCACCAUGCCACUACUGUGUCUGGUUUACUGGAUUGCACCAAAAUCCAAGUAUGGAAAAAUAAUCAAGAUCCCCGUCAUCAAGUUUCUCCUGCACGCGGCCUCCUAUCUGUGGUUCCUCAUCACGUUACUGGGAGAAUCUAUAACUAUGGAAAUGUACAGAGACAAGUUCGCCUCCAGGAAGCAAAACAUUCUCCACAGUUCUUUCCACAUGGUGUGGGUGGUUGGAUUUUUCUGGCACGAGUGUAAGGAGGUGUGGAUCGAAGGCUUGCGUAGUUACUUCUUGGACUGGUGGAACUGCUUAGACAUGAUGGUCCUGAGCAUGUACUUGGCUUCCUUUGCUCUGCGUGUCGUCAUUAUGCUCAAAGGAUACUUCCUCUGUCAUGACCACGGCCAAUCCGAUGAGUGCAUCUACUUCACGCAAACCUUGCGAGACGACUGGCACCAGGAGGACCCCCAGCUCAUCGCAGAGGUGCUGUUUGCAGUCACCAGCAUGUUCAGCUUCACUCGACUGGCUUACAUCCUGCCAGCCCACGAGUCUCUGGGAACACUGCAGAUCUCCAUUGGAAAAAUGAUAGAUGAUAUGAUGAGAUUUAUGUUCAUAUUGAUGAUCAUUGGAACGGCUUUCCUCUGUGGCAUCAAUAAUGUUUACGUACCUUAUGUUAUCUCGCCACAUCUGGGCAGGUUUAAUGAGACAUUCCACUUCCUGUUCUGGACCAUGUUUGGAGUGGCCAACCAGGAAUACGUGGACAUGCCUCAGUUUGUGUUGGCGGAAUUCGUUGGGCGCGUUCUUUACGGCAUUUUUACCCUCGUAAUUGUUAUCGUCCUUCUCAAUAUGCUGAUUGCUAUGAUUACAAACUCCUUCCAGAAAAUUGAGGAUGAUGCUGACGUGGAGUGGAAGUUUGCCAGGUCUAAGUUGUACCUGAGCUACUUCAGAGAGGGCCUGACUAUGCCUGUUCCAUUCAAUAUCAUCCCAUCCCCUAAAGCAUUCUUUUACAUACUUAGAGGGAUUUUCCGGCGACUCUGCUGCUGCACAUGUAGCCCCAGCAGCGAGUAUCCCCCUAUUGCCUCCAUUAAUAACGAUAAGAGCUCUGAUGACGGGCAGCUACCAUACAGGCAGCAGGUGAUUGGUGCUUUGGUGCAACGGUACAUCGAAUCAGCACGAAGAGAGUUUGAGGAAACCAAGAGAAAAGACGUUGGGAAUCGCAUCACUGAGCUGAACAAAGCUGUGAACCGGUUACACUCUGACAUGAAGUUGGUGCAACAGCUUCUUAUCAACGACGAACACACCAUCAGUGAUAACGCUUCAAAAGAUGGCUCAUCGGUCCUUGGAAAGUACAUAAUCGGUGCCAAGAACAAUUUCAGAGGUUUCAACAGUAGACAAGACGAUAAGGCUGCAUCUCUUAAAGUAGUGGUACAUGAGGAUAAUGGAGACAAGGACAAAAGUGAGUCUGACGUGAAAGAAGUGGAAGAUAAUGAUUCAAAGGCCACAGAGUGCGAGGUGGUGAAGAUGGAAGAGGGCCGAGCAAAGGAAAAUGCAGUCGCCAUUAAGAGCAUUGAUGAAAAAGAAAAUACUGCAUCAUUAGGGAAGAUCAAGACAGGGAUACAGCAUGUGAUCAAAACUGGAGUCACCCAGGAAUAUAAGCAAGAAGUCCAUGAAAAUAUUGACCAGAACGUGGAAAAUGAACAGUGUACUGGGACCAAACAGCUUGUAAACAGAUUUAAAGACUUGGAAGCACAAAACAAAAAUGCAAAAGAGGCCAAAUGGGUAAAGUUUGACCACACCUCAGAAAAGGGCCCCAAGGAGAUGGUCACAAAACCCGGCGCUUCAUCUCCCACUGGCAGCAGCACCUCUCAGGACACGGGCUUCGGGUCGCAGGAGGGGGACUUGUCGCCCGAUGGAGUGAGAGGGGAAAGUUAG
Messenger RNA from Knipowitschia caucasica, 2943 nucleotides. The record is from the annotation of a GenBank genome assembly. Lineage: Eukaryota; Metazoa; Chordata; Actinopteri; Gobiiformes; Gobiidae.